Molecule: messenger RNA, 4056 nt
Organism: Effrenium voratum
Lineage: Eukaryota; Dinophyceae; Suessiales; Symbiodiniaceae
Source: the annotation of a GenBank genome assembly
ACUUGGCAGCCCUUGUCGCAGCGUUCCACGCGCCGGGGAUGCAUGGACUGGGCGCCACCAGUAGCUGCCGCAGCCCGAACCGUCCCGGCUGCCCCGUGGGUGGCAGCCUCAACCUGCGCUUCACCAAGGCUUUGCCAGGGCAGCGCACAUUUUGGCAGCACGCUGGCAGCUGCCUCGGGCGUGCUGUGCCAGGCCAUUUCCAAGCGCAAGUUGGUGCGGCGAGGCCGGCCAGAGCAGAUUGAGGAAGACAUGCUCGAGAGCCAAACGGAUGUGGUGGGCGCGCCACUGCAUUCCCGGAUUGCUGACUUUUGCAGGGCAGGGCAUGGGGAGCUGGUGAUGGAGGCGCCUCCAAACUCCCUGCGCUGCAAGACCCUGGUGGUGAGCUGCACCCCGGGAGCGGACAACGGCGAAGCGGCGGAGGUGUCGGCGGUGCUCUGCGUGCUGCCCGCCGAGCGGCGGCUGAGCCUGCCCAAGCUGAAGCAGGCGCUGAAAGCAGUGGACCUACGGCCGGUGGGCCUGGCUGCCCCACAGGAGGCGGAACGCUUGGCGGGCUGCUCCAUGGGGAUGGUGCCCCCCGUGUGCAUCGAGCCGAAGCUGCCGGUGUAUGUGGACACGCGGCUUUUUCGAGGGCCGCGUCUGGUGCUGGGCGCUGCCCACGAGGAGCUGCACCUGGCGAUGUCCAGCCGGCAGCUGCUGCUGGGCACUGAGGGCCAUGUGGUGGACAUCUCCUUGGACUCGAGCGCCGAGACGCCCGUGGCGACCUUCCCACUGCGCGCCUCCUCAGGCAGUGUGGUGCACGUGGUGGCCCACAUCGCUGCGGUGCGGCGCCUCAGCCGUCAGCUGCUCUUCGCGGAUCUGCUGCCGGCGGGCGCCGCCUUGGACGCCGAGCGCAGCAUCUGGCUGUCGCCGGACGGGUCCCAGCGCCUCGUACGGCUCCAGCUGCUGGUGGGCAGGAGUUUGAACGAGCGCCUGGGGGCCUCGGGCGCGGCGAAGGUCAUCAAGCGUUUGCGCCCGCAGCAGCUGAUCUACGUUGCUGGCCGCUUGCAGCUGGAAGAGCCGGGGGAGCAGAGUGGCAAGGUCGAGCCAACUGCGCCAGAAGAGGUGCGAAAGAUCCGGGAGGCCCAACUCACCAACGGCAUUGUGGACAUGGUCGCUGAGCAGAUCCGGAUCCUGGAGGAGGUGCACGUGUUUUCUCACGAGUCCACGGGCUCGGCGCGCAAAGUCGGGGCCAAGAAGGCGGCGCCUCCGCGCGCGGUUUCGGAGGAGGACCCGCUGCGCCUAGCGCUGCCGUCGGGCGCGGUGCACUACGUGGCGGAGGAGGAGGGCCUGCGGCACCUGGAGGGGGUGCUGCGCGAGAGGCUUCGUGGGUCUGCGGACCUGGACCCGGGCGAGACCGUGACGCCCGUCCUGCCGGUGAUCGGCCUGGACGCAGAGUGGCGGCCCAACACCGAGGGCAUCGCCCUGCUGCAGCUGGCCUUCCGCCGCAGCGUGUUCCUCCUGGACAUGCUGGCGUUGACGAAUGACCCGCAGCUGCGGAGCCGCCUGGAGACAGCGCUCCUGCCGGUUUUGGAGGCGGAGCACGUCUACAAGGUGGGCUUUGGCUUGGAGGAGGACCUGCAUCGCUUGGGCCGGGCGCUGGAGGUGAGCCGGGCCCGCAGCGUCCUGGACCUGAGGCACUUGGCCCGGCUGGCGCUGCCGAAUACGGAGGUGGCGCCGGGGUUGUCGGGCCUGGUGCGCCAGGUCUUCGGGCGCGGCCUCGACAAGACCUGCCAGGUGUCCGACUGGCAAGCACGUCCGCUGAAGCAAGAGCAGCUGGACUACGCAGCUCAGGAUGCCCAUGUUUGCGUUCGUUUGUUUGAUUCGCUCUGCUACAACCACGCCACCUUGGCCACCCAGUCGCUGGCGCCGGCGCUUAGCGGAGUCGCCAAAGCCUGGCGCGCCGAGAAAAGCCGCGCUGAGCCCGAGGACAAAGCUGCCAAGGGCGAAGGGAGGGGCAAGGGGCUUUGGAGGCCAAAGCCAGAGGUCGCCAGUCGGCAUGUGGGGCAUUGGCGCUAUCUGGCGAAGGCCGAGGGCGAGUUCAGGAUCCAACUGGACGAGCGCGGUGCCUUGGUGCUUUGCCUGGCGGAUGCCUCCGGCGUUCUGCUGCCCCAGGAGAAGCGCUGGCUUCAAGCCGAGUUGGCCACAGCCAGCGGUGAGGCAGCAGGUGUUGCCAGAGUUCGCUUCAGCGAGAAGACUGAGAGCAUGCAGUAUGUGCUCCCAAUGGCAGAGGAGCCAACUGCUGCCUACAGGGUCAUGAGCGCGCAGGAGGCCAACCGGGUCUGCGCCGAGGAGGCAGUGGCGCUUGCGAACAAAGCCUCAAGGUUCAUUUACAUGAAGAAGCGCAAGGACUUCGGCCGAUACUGUAACUUCGAUACGGUGGAGGCCAAGAUUCUCGGGCAAGUGGAGAAGCAGCCCCAAUGUGGCGACAUGUACGUGGAGCAGACCAUCAUCAACGCUGUCUUUCACAACAUCCCGGAGUUUUCCGAGCACUCGGUGAAUACUGCGAGGGUGAAGACCCACGCGCGUGUCAUGACACAUGUGGAGGGCGGCUGGCCCAGGGAAAUCGAUUACAGUGAGGCGCAGGACACCCUGAAGUACCGCAAGCGUCUCGAGAAGGACCCGGGCUACAUCAGUGCCGUGCGGCAGUUGACCAAGCAGACCAUCCCCUGCUUAGAGAUGAACAACACCAUUGAUCUCUUCGAGAUCUACUUUCAGGAGGAGGAGCCCGACCACAUGCCUGAGAUUCUCAACUUGAAGACCAUUGCGCUUUUCAAGGACCCCUCCGACGAAGCACGGAGCGUCACCAAGAUCGGAUGGCACCCUGAGGGGCCGACAAAACUCGUGGGCUCCUACUCCAACCUCCGGUUCCAGCGCAUGUCCGAGGACAUGCCCAUGGCCUCCUUCAUUUGGGACAUCGCUGAGCGGAACGUGCCGCUCAUGGAGCUACGUGCGACCUCGCCGCUGAUCUGCUGCCAGUACAACCAGAAGAACCCAGACUGGCUGCUGGGAGGUAGCUACAACGGCCUCAUCAACCACUACGACCUCAGAAAAGGGCCGUCCCCGUGCAUGAAAUCCUCGGUGGAGGUGGGGCACUACGACCCAGUCUACGACGUGGUGUGGCUCCAGAGCAAGACGGGCACCGAGUGCAGCUCCGUGAGCUCGGACGGGCGCUUGCUCUUUUGGGACGUGCGGAAGCUCAGCGAGGUUCUAGAUGAGUGCGUUCUGAAUGAUGGCAACAAGGAGCACCCGAAGACGUUGGGCGGCGUGUCGUUGGAGUGGAUGCAGGAGGCAGGGCCCACCAAGUUCCUGGUGGGCUCCGAGCACGGUAUCAUCCUGUCCUGCACCAAGCGCCCCAAGAAGCAGGUGGAAAUCGGCACCUGGUUCGGCUCAGAGGAUAGGGGCGGCUACGGCAAGCACUUUGGCCCGGUCUACUCUGUGAAGCGAAACCCCUUCCAUGUGAAGUUCUUCCUGUCCGUGGGCGACUGGUGCGCCAAGAUGUGGAUGGAAGAGCUGAAAGGGCCGAUGCUGCAGACACCUUACUACCCUGCUUUCAUCUCUGCAGCUGCCUGGAGUCCCACCCGCGCCGGCGUUUUCUUCCUGGCACGGCAAGAUGGGCGUUUGGAUGUGUGGGACUACUUCUACCGAAUGAACGAGGUGGCGCUCACACAGCAGGUCUCGGACCGGGCGCUGACCUCGCUCAACGUGCAAAGCCAGGGCCGGCUCGCCGCGGUGGGUGACGCCGGAGGCGUCAUCACUUUGCUGCAGCUCUGCGACGGCCUGGUGGACCCAGGACCCAACGAGAAGAACAUGAUCGGCUGGAUGUUUGACCGCGAGACGAAGCGGGAGAAGAGCCUGGAGCAGAUCAAGAAGCAGGGCGGGCAGGCGAAGAAGGAUGACAAGGAGGGCGCCGCGGGCGGCAGCAUCGACAAAACCGAGUACCAGGCGCGGGAAAAGGCCUUCUUCGCGGAGCUGAACAUGACAGGGGAGGACUUGGGCACGACCUUGCCGGCCCGCUGA